Molecule: messenger RNA, 900 nt
Organism: Penicillium maclennaniae
Lineage: Eukaryota; Fungi; Ascomycota; Eurotiomycetes; Eurotiales; Aspergillaceae
Exons: 2
Coding region: 1-900 (299 amino acids)
Source: RefSeq, a predicted model, not a curated record
AUGAAGCUGGGAAUCGGUCUUCCUCUAGCAAGUCUGCUGUCCAACAGCGUCUCAGCCCGAUCCACCUCUAACUACUCAAUCGCCCAAUGGCUUUACACCAGCGACAUUGACGAUGAGGCUCUCACUCUCUUGGAGCGUCCUGAGAUUCAAGGAAUCCAAAGCCUUUACACUUGGAAAUCCCUUGAACCUCAGCGAGACCAAUACGACUUCUCUGCCAUCGCCAACGACCUCAACCGCACCCAAUCCCGAGGCAAGCAUCUUUGGGUCCAAAUUCAAGACCGCACCUUCAGCAACGCCAAUAAUCCAGUCCCAAACUAUCUACACAGACCACUCUACAACAAUGGCAGCGUACCUCAGUGCGACGGAGAUGACUGCGAUAAUAACUUCGUUCCGGGUGGCUGGGCAACCGCACAAUGGAAUCCUCACGUCUACGGCUUCAAUCUCCCCGAAACUGCAAUCGACGUCCAAUCCCACAAUGCAUCUGGCUACACAUGCCAGAAAUACUUUGAGGGUACCCUCGACAAUGCCCGCUACGCGGCCAGUGUUUUCAAUCGUUCCUACGUCGUGCAGUAUGUGAAUUUCUGGCCUUGUGGCUGGGCAAAUGAGCACAACUACCUGUCGGAUUCGUUCGCCUUCUUUGCAGCGAAUGGUGUCGGUGUUGGUGGGCCUGAUGAUAUCCCCUAUAAACAGACGAUGGAGAAUAAUGCCUAUCCCUAUAUGUCUCAGUAUCGAGAUCAGGUGCCAAUUAACGUGGUUGCGGUGCAGGAGCCGGAUCUGGCGGCGAUUAAUCCGAAAUCCAACAAGCCAUUCACCAAGGAUGAGUUCCUGGACUUCGCGGAGAAGCAAUUGGGUUCGAAGAUCCUGUUUUGGGCUUUGUCGGCACCUUGGCUGCAUUCUUGA